This is a messenger RNA of Racocetra fulgida, 350 nucleotides long. Lineage: Eukaryota; Fungi; Glomeromycota; Glomeromycetes; Diversisporales; Gigasporaceae. The record is from the annotation of a GenBank genome assembly.
ACUAUUUUAGUGAUGUGAUUACAAAAAGAUACGAUGAUCAAGGAACAUCAGUGCAGUGUAACAGGGAGAUGUUGAGUAAACAAAAGAUACAGGAAAAGUUACCCGUGUUUGUUAACGCAUACAGACUACAUACAGACAUCGAUAUUGUAAAAUGUGCAAAAAAACGCGACAGAAAAAUAAACAUUACACAACGCGAACAAGUUUUCUAUUGUCAAAAACCUGAAUUAAUGGGUUUAUCAGAUAUCUUUAUCAAUUGCGGAGAAGUAAUGGUAAUUGGAUGUAGUUAUAAUUUAUCAAAACAAUUUAAAAAAACAAUUGGAAAAUACAUGCUUGACAAGUUUCGCGUUUGA